This is a messenger RNA of Cajanus cajan (pigeon pea), 1151 nucleotides long. RefSeq lists its product as uncharacterized. The record is from RefSeq and is a predicted model, not a curated record. Gene Ontology annotation, biological process: cytokinin biosynthetic process. Lineage: Eukaryota; Viridiplantae; Streptophyta; Magnoliopsida; Fabales; Fabaceae.
UACACUAAUGGAUACUUUAGUACACAACUGGCAGUGUUGAUUCAUUGGCAUAAAGAUAAAAUAAGAAGGCGAAAGGAGUGAGCAAAGGGACAAGCAGUUUAGAAUUCUAGUGUGAUUAGUUUGUUUCUCUCUCUCUCUCUUUUUCUGCUCUUUUUGUUUGUCAGCGAAUUGUUUUUUUUUUUUUCUCCACCCUCUAGUGUUCCUCCUCUUCUACUUAAACUGAGAAGAACCGCAUCAAGAAACACAAGGAGAGAAAAAAAAGAGAGCAAAUAGGUACUUUAUUUACAACUCUCACUUGAUCACAAUACAAGAGUACCAGUCACUCAAAGAAAGAAGGGUUAAAUGGAUAUAUCAAGUUCACAAUACAAUAGUGCUAGUGAGUCUGGUUGGACACAUUACUUGGACCAAUCCUCUCUUUCUGGAAGUUAUUUCCAGAGUAGAGGUGGGAUAGUAGACUAUGAAGGCAAGGGAGUAACAAUGGAGGAGGAGGAGGAAGAUUUGUCUAUGAUCUCUGAUGCUUCAUCUGGUCCUCCACAUUAUCAUGAAGAUGAUGAUCAACACUAUUGUGUAAAUUGGUAUCCUUCUACUACUCACAACACCAAAGAAUCAGAAAAGAAGAAGAAGGUCAAAGAAUAUGGUGACAAUCAACAUCCUUCACCUCUUGAUGACACUGCCAGUUCCCCUGUUCUUAACUGUCCCAAGAAAGCCAGCUUCUCAGGGAAUGGAGCAGUGGAGAAUGUACCAGAUUUUUCCCCAUGUUUCUCGGCAACAAAAAUUAAGAGAAAGUCUAAAUUCAAGAAGCACUUUAGUUUCUUUGAGCGUUCUCUUGGUGGAAAACAAGCUUCAGAGGAACCAGGUGGUUUCGAUGAAGAAAGAAGGAAAUGAAAAUUUUAGGUGUGGCUUUUGCUUCUGCUGCUAAAGAAAGACUAGGGGUAGAGGGUGUGAAAUUAGAUGAUGCUGUUAAAUGACAAAGAGAACUUCCUUUGAUUUUUUUUUUUUAGAUAUAGGAAAAAAAAAAGAAGGAAAAUCUCUUUUGGUGUAAUUUUUCUCUUUUUUUAAUGUGCUACUCUGCCACUGCCAAUGCAGUUUGGAACGACAUAAGAGAAUAUAAGAAACUGAACAGGGUGUCCGAUUCCAUUUUCUUUGUUUCA